This is a messenger RNA of Aureobasidium musti, 1314 nucleotides long. Lineage: Eukaryota; Fungi; Ascomycota; Dothideomycetes; Dothideales; Saccotheciaceae. The record is from the annotation of a GenBank genome assembly.
AUGGCUAGCCGCACACCGACCAGCCGAGGCAGGCGCCCAGCAGUACCCGAAGGCCUCAAUGAGACAUGGGCCAAGGAUCUGACGGACCAGUUCCGUCGUACUCUCAGCACAAAGCGCAUGAAUGCCCUCACUAGAAACACCACACAACAGCAGCAACAAUCGCCAAAUGCCCCGCCAUCAUAUUCGUCUCUCCGCAAUAUUCCGCUGGUCGCAACCGCCCCGUCAGAUAGAAACUCGUUGCGCUUCCGUUCCAUGCUCCUCUCCCUGUCCAACACUCCCUGUAAAUGGGAAAACCCUGGUCUGCUGGAUGAAGCCCUUCGCUCAAUUCCCCUGGAACGCAUCUACGACCAAGCACAAGAAGAGAGCGACCUUUUCCUGGCCGAGGCUGCAUCAUUAGGACCUAACACUAAGCCUGCCUGGGGUUACCAGGACUGUGUCGUCAGAGCCCUUAUGAAGUGGUUCAAGCGCCACUUCUUCCAAUGGAUCAACAACCCCAAGUGUGGUGCCUGCCACGCACCCACUAUUGCUGUCGGUAUGGCCGCUCCUCUUCCGGACGAGCAAGCCCGUGGUGCCAACCGUGUCGAGAUCUACCAAUGCUCCAACGCUCAAUGCCAGGCUCACGAACGUUUCNNCCCCCGCUACAGUGACGCCUUUGUCCUCCUUCAAACACGAAGAGGACGUGUUGGUGAGUGGGCCAACUGCUUCAGCAUGUUGUGUCGCGCAGUCGGCAGCAGAGUACGUUGGGUAUGGAACAGCGAAGACCACGUUUGGACCGAGGUAUACAGCGAGCACCGUAAGCGCUGGGUGCAUGUCGAUGCCGUCGAAGAGGUCUGGGAUCAACCUCUUCUGUACACACAUGGUAUGUCUCCCCUUCCAACACUUGGUUGCUUUCCAUGUUCUAACCUUCUCCCAGGCUGGAAGAAGAAGCUUGCUUACUGCAUCGCCUUCUCUGCCGAUGGCUGCCAAGACGUCACUCGUCGCUACGUGCGCAACUUUGGAAAGUACGGCCUACCGCGAACAAAGGCUCAGGAGAGCGCCGUUCUCCACAUCAUCGCCGAGAUCAAGAACAUGCGCCGUCGCGACAUGAACAAGACCGACAAGUUUCGUCUCGAGGGCGAGGACAUCCGCGAGGACAAGGAGUUCCGUCAGAACGUUAUCGAGAGCUUGUCAAGAGAAAUCUGCCGCAUGCUCCCUGGCCGUCCCGACGCAGACAUGCUCAAGGCACAAGAGCGUGCCAGAGAGGCUCAGCUCGCUCGUGCUCGCAACCAGCAGAACGCCCAAUUCUUCAACCCUCGCGAUCAACAGCAGCAAUAA